Linum trigynum is the source of this 2202-nucleotide messenger RNA. NCBI's taxonomy places the organism in Eukaryota, Viridiplantae, Streptophyta, Magnoliopsida, Malpighiales, Linaceae. The record is from the annotation of a GenBank genome assembly.
AUGAUGGAUUCUGCUCCUAUAACAAUGGAUGAAGUGGUUGAUGGAGCUAAUGAACAAAAAACGGGAGAAACUGGAACUGAAACAACAAUGGAUGUAGAUAUUCAGGAAACAACAGUACAACGUGAAAUCGAUGAUGAGAUCAAAAUAAUACCAAGCAAUGAAGAAACGUGGAUGGACCUUCGCUUUGACACAAAAGAUCAUGGAUUGCUGUGGUACAAAUGCUAUGCACAUAAUAAGGGAUUUUAUGUUAGAGAAACAGGAGGGGUUAAGAGAACAAGCAAUAACAAACCGUGUGAAGUUGUAAGAUAUUUUGGGGGCAGAUGCAAUAAGGAAGGUUGGCGAAAAGGUAGUACAAAUAAUCCAGCAAAUGACGACCAUGUUGACCAACAACCUAGAAGCAGAAUUAGAAAAGAGGAUAGAUGGGAUUGCAAAGCAGUGAUACGCUUCCAGUUUGAAGAUAGUUCCCAAAAAUACUACAUUUCAAGCUGGUUAGAUGAGCAUAAUCACAAGAUGAUCCCACCAUCAUCAAGACAAUUCAUGAGAUCAAAUAGAACGAUGAAUGAAGUGCAAAAGUUCUUGAUUGACAUGUAUCACAAAGCUGGAAUAUCGAUACAAUCAUCAUUUCAAGCAUUAUGCUUGGCUCCCGGAGGAAGAGAAAAUGUUGGCUUCACACAAAUGGACCACAAGAAUUAUAUCCGUACUAAAAGGCAAAAAACAAUGAAGUUUGGGGAGGCAACAAUGAUUUAUCAUCAUUUCAAAAGUGAAGCUUCAAUGGACCCAGCUUUCUUUUAUGAGAUCCAAGUUGACAUCAAUGAAGAAAUUGCAAGUAUUUUCUGGGCGGAUGGACGCAUGAGAAUGGACUAUUUCUAUUUUGGUGACACCAUCAGCUUUGACACAACAUACCGCACCAACAAGAAUGCUUGCCCAUUAGCUUUAUUUAUGGGCUUCAAUAACUAUAGAGAAACAUGUGUUUUUGGUGCUGCCCUACUCUAUGAUGAGACAUCAGCCACAUUUGAUUGGCUCUUCAAACAAUUUCUCAUUUGCAUGAACGGGAAGGAACCGGGAGCUGUUUUUACCGAUCAAGCGGCAGCAAUUGCUGCUGGUAUUAGGACAGCAUUGCCGCGCACUUAUCAUGGGUUGUGCACAUUCCAUAUAACAAUGAAUGCAAAGAGUAAUGGGUUGUGGUGGUCACCAUUUUUGGAAGAGCUUUCCUUCUUGAUGUAUGAUUUGGAGACAGAGGAUGAAUUCGACUAUUAUUGGAAGAAGAUGCUUGAGAAUUGCUUCAAUGAAGAAGAAGAAGAAGAAGAAGGGAAGAAAUUAACAAGUAAGAUUGAGGCAUGGCUGCAAAACCUCCACAAAGUGAGAAGUAAAUGGUCAUCGGCAUGGCUGAAAGAUCAUUUUGCAUGUGGAAUGAGAAGCUCACAACUCAGCGAGAGUUGCAACAGCCAUUUGCGUAAGUAUCUCCAGUCGAAACUUACUUUGUGGGAGUUUUUUAUACAAUUCAACAACUUUCUUGAAGCCAAAAGACAUAAGGAGUUGAGAAGUGACUAUGAAGCAUUGAACACUAUUCCAUACUUGGUUUUCACAAACAGUGAGGUUCUUCAACAGUUUGUUACCAAAUAUACACAAAAUAUAUUUGGGAACAUGCAAGAUGAAUACUCCAAGUCAAUCAAAUACCAUAUACGACCAAACAACUCCAAGGAUAUAGAUGGAAUGUUUGCAUAUGAGCUUCACAAACUAGAUCAGCAAAGAAAUCCUAUUGAUAAGAGGAUUGUUAUUGUUGACUUUGUGGAGCGUAAGCUGAUUUGCUCAUGCAAGAUGUUCGAGAAGUGUGGAUGGCUUUGUCGCCAUGUGUUGCGCGCAAUAGAUCACCUCGGCUAUGGAGGACACCCAGAAAUCUUGAAUAUUCACACACGCUACAUAUUAAACAGGUGGACAUAUGAUGCAAAAUCUGGAGAUUUCACACUACCGGCAGUACAAGAUACAGCAGAGAGGGUGUACUGUUCAAUGGUGAAACAACUUACUGGAUCCAUGAAUUUGCUUGCAACACACACUUGUAUGGAUGAUGACAUAUACAAGAUGCUCGAGGAAGGAAUGCAAGCAUUGAAGAUUCGUGCUGAAUCCAUGAUGCCUGCCAUGAAGUUUGGCCAGCCUAGCACAAGCACAGAAGCAGAAUUGAAUCCAGCAACGGAAGGAAAGUAA